GGAAGUAGGCGGGGCCGGCCCGGAGCAGCUCGUGGGGAGUACUGCGGCAGGCUGGCAGGCUGGCAGGUGAGGCCCCCGGGGUGCCGGGGAUGAAGAGCAAGGGUGGAAGACUCGGACUAGGGUGGCGGUCACGUCGGGGCCCGAGGUGCACGAGGUUGACUGAGGACGAAAUUGAGAGAGUGAAGACUUGGCCGUAGACCAUCUCACCCCAGCCUAGCCGCGAGCCCCCCCGGGAUGCACUGGGCAUGGCCUCUGGAGCCCCACAGAACAGCAGCCAGAUGGCCUGUGAUGGCGAGAUCCCAGGCUUCUUGGACACGUUCCUCCAAGACUUCCCAGCCCCACUGAGCCUGGAGAGCCCUUUGCCAUGGAAGGUUCCAGGGACAGUACUGAGCCAGGAAGAGGUGGAGGCUGAGCUGGCUGAGCUGGCCAUGAGCUUCCUGGGUAGCAGGAACGCUCCUGCACCCUUUGCUUCGGCUGUGACCCACGAGGCAAUUUCCCAGCUACUACGGACAGACCUUUCUGAAUUUAAGAAGUUGCCUGAACAAGAGGAUGAAGAGGAUGAGGAAGAGAAACCCCUUGUGACCUUACUGGAUGCCAAAGGCCUAGCACGGAGCUUCUUUAACUGGCUUUGGGAAGUAUGUAGCCAGUGUCCAAAGCAGAUGCUGUUGACUGCCCAGGCCCCUCAGCGGCAGUGGCUGGUUUCCAUCCAUGCCAUCAGGAACACACGACGCAAGAUGGAGGAUCGACACGUGGCCCUUCCUACCUUCAACCACCUCUUCGGCCUGUCUGACUCCGUGGACCGCGCCUACUUCGCUGUGUUUGAUGGCCAUGGGGGCGUGGACGCUGCAAGGUAUGCCUCUGUGCACGUGCAUGCCAAUGCAGCUCACCAGCCAGAGCUGCUCACCGACCCGGCGGCAGCCCUCAGAGAAGCCUUCCGGCGCACCGAUGACUCGUUUCUCUGGAAAGCCAAGCGAGAGCGACUACAAAGUGGCACCACGGGUGUGUGCGCACUCAUCACAGGAACGACCCUGCAUGUCGCCUGGCUUGGAGACUCCCAGGUCACCCUGGUACAGCAAGGACAGGUAGUGAAGCUGAUGGAGCCACAUAGACCAGAGCGGCAGGAUGAGAAAGCACGCAUUGAAGAGCUAGGUGGCUUCGUUUCCCUCAUGGACUGCUGGAGAGUCAACGGGACCCUGGCAGUAUCUAGAGCCAUUGGGGAUGUCUUCCAGAAGCCCUAUGUGUCUGGCGAGGCGGAUGCGGCAUCCAGAGAGCUAACAGGCUUGGAGGACUACCUGUUGCUUGCCUGCGAUGGCUUCUUCGAUGUUGUCCCCCACCAUGAAAUCCCGGGGCUCGUCCACAGCCACUUGGUCAGGCAGAAUGGAAGUGGGUCACAUGUUGCUGAGGAGCUGGUGGCUGUGGCCCGUGACCGGGGCUCUCACGACAACAUUACAGUCAUGGUGGUCUUCCUUAGGGACCCCCUGGAGCUGCUGGAGGGUGGAGCCCAGGGGGCAGGGGAUGUCCAAGCAGAUGUAGGAAGCAAGGACUCGCCCACUGGCCUCUCAGAGCUUGGGACCAGUACCUCACAGAGAAGCUAAGUGGUUGAGGCCUCCAGACCCCAUCCUGUUUCUCCCCCUGCCUUUGUGAUCCCUCCCCUUCAAAGACCUUAGCUCCAACAGGUAUAGUGGGCAGGGGUGCAUACCCUAACAACAUUCCCUUAGCAACCCAGCCCUUCAUGUUGCCUGCCACAGCCUGUCCUCAUAGAUGCAGAACUGCAGAAGACAGCAAAUGAAUCUCAGAAGGAAGCAUAGGAACAUGACCUCACCAAAGAGUACAUGGCUGAGGGCAUCAGGGCAGGACAGGGCUGGGCACAGAAACCACAGGCACCUCUUGGCAGCCUAACCAAAACACAGGUCAGGUUAUGGGGAACCCUCACACAGACCUGUCAGGCCCAUCCUGGGCGGAGACCUGCAACUAAGUGUCCAGCCCAGGACUGUAGCUUCUCACUGUCCCCAGGGUCGGGAGGGCCUCGUCUGCACUAACAGAAGGCUUGUCCUGCUCAACUGCUGGCUUCCAGAGAAGAGGCAGUGGUCUUACUGGGAGGAACACCAGGGGCCUGGCCCUCUGCCACUCCCCUCUAACUGAGUACAAAGGACAUUCGGGCCUUCUAAACCUCUCUCUCUCCCUUGAGCAUCUGGGGGAGGUGAAGUCAGAUUGUUUGUUGCAUAGAUUUAUUGCAGGGAAAGGUCUAAUCCAGAGUCAGUAUUCAGGUUUUGUCGUGUUUUAUCAGUGCCAAGCUGACCCACAAGGUCAUGUGAUUUAAGCAAAGCUUAGCAUUUAUUUUAUUCCUGAAAACUUAAGUAUUUUACAUUGUGUGUUCGUGGAGACAUUUGCAGUAUUACUGAUUUUUUUUUUUUCCUAAUUCAGGAUGGAAACUAACUUUUCCAGGUUGUGUUAAUAAGCCACUUAAGUGCCUUAAACAGCUUUGGCGUAGGUGAGAACUGCUGGGCCCAUCAUGGAUCCUGAUAGGCAGACAUGUUGGGGUUCUCAAAUAGGCAGCAUUUAUUGUGGGAGGAAAUGCUUUGGGAAGGCAGUCUUUCUGGGAAGGUCCUUUUGUGCUUCUGGGCACCUCAGAACUUUGUUGAAAUGAUCAGCAGAGGCUGUAACUGUGGGCAUCUGAGGCAACACCAGCCUCCUUGUCCACACUUGGAUCCCUACUGGAUCCCCUCUGGGAGGACCGUACUACUCUUGGGCUAAAGCUUUGGACACUCUUGGUGUAUUUGUAGGCACAUGGACUGAGUCAUUGAGGAUGGUGCUAGGUAAGGAAUUUUGGCAAGCCCCUCAGUCUGGUGUCUUAGGGAGGGACACCAGAAACUGCUAGCAAUUUGACAGCUACAGUUGCCACCUUUCUCCUGUGGCUGCUCUCCUUCCCUGCUGGACUCUGUCUCCUACCUGAGCAACAGGAAAAACCUCCACAUCCCUAGUGCUGUGAAGUAUAAAAUCAGGCAUGGGGGCUGGAGAGAUGGCUCAGAAGUUAAGAGCACUGGCUGCUCUUCCAGAGGUCCUUGAGUUCAAUUCCCAGCAACCACAUGAUGGCUCACAACCAUCUACAAUGAGAUCUGGUGCCCUCUUCUGGUCUGCAGGCACACAUGCAGGCAGAAUACUGUAUACUUAUUAAAUAAACCUUUAAAAAAAAUCAGGCACAGAAACCAGGCAGAGGGAGGGACACCCAGAGUAGAAGGUCUAUGGAGGCCCUCAGCAAGGGCCACGUGUGAGUCAAGGCUCCUCCACGCAGAUACUAGCAGGCCAAGAGGAUAAUGGGUGGCUUAGCAAAGGCUCGGGGAGGACAACAGUUAGAAGAAGCUUGGCUGUGUGGUCCCCAAGGAGACGAUCAUAGUCUGCCUGUAGGGAGCAGAGCCCUAGCUCAGUGCACCUAAGCCAUCUUUCAAAAGAAGCAAGGGUGUUUUUGCCCCUGAGGCAAGCCCACGGCCCAGCAGCAGGGGAGGAAGCCAGCCAUAUUUGGUUGGGCACACCAGCUGCAUGGUUGGUGUUUACCUAUUCCCACAUCAGGGAUGGAGGACUUGGGGCCAUUCCUUGGUCAUACUCUGUUGAUAGGAAGCGCUCUAGACACACGGUAGCCCACCAUAAUGACUGGGUAUUGCUCAACCUGAAGGCCAGCUGCCAUCUGGGGGUCAGAAUCUGGGAUCCCCCCUACAUUCUCAGCACAGAGAAACAUGUAGUUGUUGGUCCAGCUUGCCUGUAGCAGUGACCUUGACAGAGGAAGAUGUUGAUUUUGGUUUUCUCCCUUUUUGCUAAUCUUUCUCUGUUCAUUGCUGGUAAGAGUGGAAUCUGAACCCACAUAGAUGUUCCUUGAUGGUCUCGUUCAUACGCACAUGUAAGGUCGUGCCAGAUACCAAGGCCUCGGUGUAAAGGGAAGUCCCUUUCCCAGUCUUGAGUGCCUCUGCUACCCCUCACCCCAUCUGCGGCGGUGAUAGCCAUGCGCCUGCCUGGCAUUGGUCCAGGACGAACGUUAGGCACCAAGGGAGACCACGUACCCCUGGUGUUGAGGGCUGGUCUUGUGCAUAGAAAAGGACUCUUCUAUCCUGAUUGGAGUUGCCAGUACCUAGCCCACGAGACUUCUUGGCCACCUCUUCUUCAGGCUCUCAUCCCAAGAGGAUCCCCUAACCAGAGUGAUUGCACUUCCCAAGGCCCAGCUUUGCCACCAUCACACUAUAUUAGCUGAACAAGUCACUGUACCUCUCUGAGCCCCGGUUAGCCUUUAGGGUAAGGCAUGGAGAAUGUGCACAGCAUUACCAGCAGUUGCCAGAGCAGAGGAGCCCAUCCUCCACCAGCAGCAGAGAGUUUUAAGUAUUAUUAGUGUCUAUUCUUAAGAUUCAGUGGGCUGGAAAAAGAGCUGAGUUACAGACGCCAGUGUCUUGCGUGGAUACAAAAGCUGAAACAGCCAAGCUGCUUUUGCAGGUACAGCUGCCUCCUAACCUAAGGCCUGUAGGAGUAAGGGCUGGGAGGGCACAGGCAGGCGUUAAAUCAGAAUCCAGGCUCGGAGGUGGCGUGUUUUUAGGGGUGUGGAAACGAGGUAUCUGCAGCGCGGCGUGAGACUCAGGACUAGUGGUGGCAGAGUCACAGGCAGCGAGGGCCUUGGGAAAGCCCCUGCCCUUCACCAUGCUCUGUCUGCCCCUGCCCUCUUGGGUCCUGCAUGCAGUUCCCCGCCUCCCAAUGGUAAGUUUCAGCAUGGGUGUCCUGGCUACCUCAACUGUAUUCUCGGGGUCAGAAGGACGGCCCUGGCCAUGCUGUAUGAAAGCCAGGUCAACUUGUGUAAAGCAAGCCGUGCUUCUGGUUUGAUUCUGCCUCUGUAGCCUCCAGUGAUCACCCUCUGGGGUCCUGUGCUUUCUACGGCUUUACCAAACACCAAGCUUUGCCACGUACAUGCCAUUUGGGUCUUGCCAAGGGUUAUUUCAAGGGGCAUUCUGGGAGUCUUGUUGUAAGACACCGUGUUUCUCCAGUCUUAGGGACAGGUUCCAAGGUGAUGAGCUCAUAGGAAAGUGUUCCCCUGGGGUCCCUGUACUGGUGUCAAUAAACCAUGUAUUCAAGA
This is a messenger RNA of Meriones unguiculatus (Mongolian gerbil), 5107 nucleotides long. RefSeq names its product protein phosphatase, Mg2+/Mn2+ dependent 1F (gene Ppm1f). NCBI's taxonomy places the organism in Eukaryota, Metazoa, Chordata, Mammalia, Rodentia, Muridae. Gene Ontology annotation, biological process: negative regulation of protein kinase activity; protein dephosphorylation. The transcript has 8 exons. The coding region runs from base 246 to 1595 and encodes 449 amino acids. Gene Ontology annotation, cellular component: cytosol. The record is from RefSeq and is a predicted model, not a curated record. Gene Ontology annotation, molecular function: cation binding; protein serine/threonine phosphatase activity.